Messenger RNA from Zingiber officinale, 1224 nucleotides. Its product is annotated as dof zinc finger protein DOF1.4-like. The coding region runs from base 339 to 1001 and encodes 220 amino acids. Gene Ontology annotation, molecular function: DNA binding; DNA-binding transcription factor activity. Lineage: Eukaryota; Viridiplantae; Streptophyta; Magnoliopsida; Zingiberales; Zingiberaceae. Gene Ontology annotation, biological process: regulation of DNA-templated transcription. The record is from RefSeq and is a predicted model, not a curated record. The transcript has 2 exons.
UCUGAUUCAUUCUUCCACUUCAAAGCAAAGCGCACUCCUUUCUUCCGAGCCGCUCCAUCACUUCUCCUGAUCUAGCAAGAUCAGUCGGUGCAAUUGAGCUCGGAAGAUUGGGAGAAGUAGCAGCGUCUUGGGUGGUGGUGCGGAGCUCUACGUUCGCCUCCGACAUGCCCGCUUAUUGUCCUGCUGCUGCGAGCCAACGCGAAGUUGUCGCCACUGCCGCCUCCGCCCGCGAAGGCAGACCGCCUCUGACGGAGCAGAUCGUCGGCGUGUGGCUCGACAGACUCCUCGUAUUCUGCCUCGUCUGCAUCCUCUUUCCCAAUCGCUAAUUGUAUAGCAGCAUGGGGCUCAGCUCUAAGCUCGCCUCCCCCGACGUCGACGCCCUCCUCUGUUCUCAGGAUUUGCUGGAGAUCCCGAAACCCACGAGCCAAGCGAGGAACUACAGCCACCAGCAGCAGCAGAGGCCGCCUCCGCCGCCGCACUGGCCGCCGUUGAAGUGUCCUCGCUGCGACUCCACCAACACCAAGUUCUGCUACUACAACAACUACAGCCGCACGCAGCCGCGCCACCUCUGCAAGGCCUGCCGCCGCCACUGGACGCAGGGCGGAACGCUCCGCAACGUGCCCGUCGGUGGCUCCCGCGUCGGCAAGAACAACAACAAGCGAGUGCCCAAGCCUACUCCAACCCCGCCGGCUGCCGCCGCGUCAUCCAGCAGCGCGCCGAUUCCGUUUCUCUUUCCCGACAUCCCCCGGCAGGCUCUCCUUCAAUCGCCGCCUCCCGCCACGCUGCAACUGGCUGCAUCGGAUUACACCGCCAACUUGGCACCGCAGAUUACUACAGAGUUUGAUCUCGUGAUGAACUCGUGCGGAUGCAGCAACUGCUACUACGGGGGAUGGCAAGCGGGGCAGGUGUCGGCGAUGGCGACGGGCACUAGUGGCGGCAUGGAUCAUUCCGGCGCCGACUACUGGAGUGGUUGGGAUGACGAAGUGGACGGUUGUCCGUAGCUGCAUGCCUUUCCCUUGAGCUUUAUAAAUUAUCUCUGUCCAUUAGAGCAGUUUGUGUUGCGUGUGUGUGAAUGAUGGUGAUGGACGUUGGCUCGCAGCUUGCGAUCUGACAGUGUGACUCCUCGUCUCGUGACUUUGUGUGUGUUUGUGUUGUUCCAAACGUGAUCAAAAUAAAUAAAUUAGAAAAAAUCCAACUAUUUACAGUUAUAUUUUACUAGAAAAA